AUGAAUAGCGAGGGCCAGCACUGUGCGGUGAAAGUGAUCGACCUGGAGCAAAUGACCGACACGACGAAGCGGAAAUUCCUGCCGAGGGAGAUUGACACGCUGAUAGAGUGCCGCCACGAGAACCUGAUCGCCGUCUACGACAUCUUCCGGGCUGCGAACAAAAUUUUCAUCUUCAUGGAGCUGGCCAUCAAUGGCGACCUGGCAGCGUACGCCCGCAAGCACAAGGGCGUCCGGGAGGAGCUGGCUGUCAACUGGUUCUACCAGACCACCUGCGGCCUCGCCUACCUCCACGAGCAUUUGUGGACGGUGCACCGGGACAUCAAGCUGGACAAUAUUCUUCUGGAUGGAAAUUGGAUUGCAAAGCUCACCGACCUGGGCUUCGCCAAGCAGUGCCUCCGCUCCGCCGACGGCAGUCUCAUUCUCUGCAAGACGGUCUG
This is a messenger RNA of Rhagoletis zephyria (snowberry fruit fly), 437 nucleotides long. RefSeq names its product testis-specific serine/threonine-protein kinase 1-like. Lineage: Eukaryota; Metazoa; Arthropoda; Insecta; Diptera; Tephritidae. The record is from RefSeq and is a predicted model, not a curated record. Gene Ontology annotation, cellular component: cytoplasm. Gene Ontology annotation, molecular function: ATP binding; tau-protein kinase activity. Gene Ontology annotation, biological process: intracellular signal transduction; protein phosphorylation; microtubule cytoskeleton organization.